Messenger RNA from Leishmania mexicana MHOM/GT/2001/U1103, 2784 nucleotides. RefSeq lists its product as hypothetical. The coding region runs from base 1 to 2784 and encodes 927 amino acids. The transcript has a single exon. The record is from RefSeq and is a predicted model, not a curated record. Lineage: Eukaryota; Euglenozoa; Kinetoplastea; Trypanosomatida; Trypanosomatidae.
AUGUCGUCCGCGGACGUGCGCCAGAAGGUGUUUCGCGUGCCGGGUAGCAUCGUGCUAUCGGUUGGGCUCUCGUGGGACUUCAUCGGCGCCGACCCGGUCGACCUCGACCUUAGCGCUGUCUGCUUCACGAAGGAGGGCCGCUUUCUGGACGUUGUCUUCUUCAACCACCUCUUCCCAGAAGGCACCGAUGAGACGGCGCUGCGGGCACACUACAUGGUGGACCCCGAGCUGCUGCCUUACAUGUUUCUGAGCGGCGACAGUACAGUCGGUGGCGAGAAUGAGAAUCAGCUACCUGGCCUCGCACUCGCCGCAGGGCGGCGUCACCAGCAGCUGCGGCGGAGAGGGAAGCAUCAGGCGACGGCGCGUGGUGCCAUGUUGGGCACACGCGACUACACCAACGCGGCAGCGAAUGUGUUCAACCGCCUCUACGAGGAGGAGCAGCUUGCGGACGUGCAGCGCGCAGCGGAUGAGGCGAUUGGCUAUGACAAGGAUGACGGUGACGAUGAGGUGGGUGCGGGCCAGCGACCCUUACGGCGUCACCAGUGCCGUCAACGCGAGCUUGCCGACGAGGUGCUCACGUUCGUCAUGAGCAAGAUACCGGGUGAGGCGGAUGUCAUCUUCAUCACCGUGUCGAGCUACACUGGCCAGGACUUCACAGUGCUCUCGCGGGCGAAGUUGGUCGUCUACAACGAAUCCACAGGUGAGCGCGUCGGCGUGAUGGACAUGAGGCAGACGACGGAAAAUGGCACAGCGAACCUGGCUGCCAUGCUGAUUCGCCUGCCACCGUCGCAAGAGGAGGAGGUGUACGACGUGGACUGGGGCAGCGUGCACGGCGGUGCCGCAGCGCAGGAGUGGGAUUUGCGGGAGCUCAACGUGCGCACGUUUGGCUACUCGUUUGCCGACACGUUGCCCCUCAUGAUGGACGUGCUUGGCGUGUCGCGCCGGUCACUGCUGGACGUCCUGCAGAACGUGCCGGACUACUCCUUGUCGAAGGCGAGGGCGGAGAUCGCGUCGUGGACACUGUCUGAUGUGCGCUUUGGCGUGGGCUGGAGCGGCGAGCACGAUAUCGAUGCCUUCCUCGUCUUCCUCGACGAAAACCACAACUACGUCGACCACUUGUAUCCAAAGAACGGAAAGCUGCGGUCGAUCGCUCGGGACGCGGCUCGACACUCCGGCGACGCGCUUUGCGGCUCCCGCGCUGCCGGGGAUGAGGAGUUCAUAGACCUACUGACGUACCGUGUGCCGGGCAACGUGUGCAGCAUCGUCGUCGGUGCCACCUGGAUGGAGUCGUUCGGCCCCGAAAAGCGGACGUGCAAGUCCAUCUUCGACGUGCCGGACCUGUACCUGCGCCUGCAAAACCGCACGGUGAUGAAUCCGCACUCCACGGAGGUCGAUCGCUGGUCGCUCAACCGCGAAGCUCACGACCCGGAGACCAGGAAGCAGCUGCCGACCUCUUACAAGGACGCCGAGAACAAGGAACAGCCAGUGCGCGUGGUGGUGCUGGGCGCGCUGAUGAAGACUGGCACGCAGCCCUUUGAAGCUCUCUUUCCCAACGGCCGCCGCAUUGAUCAGCACUUUCACAAGCGCGACCACCCUCUGUCGGUCAGCGGCGCUGGUCAGAGUCGUAGCGCCUCUGUGACGUCUCUCGCUGACGACGGCGACGGUGUGGCCGUGUCGGAGUGCGAGGCGGAUGGCGAGGAGGAAGUCCCGCUGUUUCAGCUGGUACCCAUCCACCAGUAUGUCCCGGUCGACCCACGUGAGGGCCUGUCGCGCGUGAUCCCGUACUUGCAGUGCAUGAUGGACUAUGCUGCAACGAUCGAGCGCCACACAAUCGCGGCGGCGCGCCGUCGAGUCGCCGAAGCCGAGGCUACCCGUCUCGGUAACGCGACACCGUACUCCGGCCUGGAGAGCAGGGAGGCGGCUCGGCUGGACACGACGGCCGGUACCGCAGACACGCGUUUUCUGCUGAACCGCGAGAACAACAUGGUGGGCUGGAACCCCACUACCAGCGCCUCCCUCCUGCGCGGUGGACGUGGCGAGACGACGGUCAAGGCUGCGCGAAAACAGGCUGCGCGAGAGCAGGCUGCGAGCGACACGGCAGAAACGACGGCACUGCGCGAUCGUUAUGAGGGCAUGUGGUCCCAGAUGAAGGACUACGACAACCGCACCGACCUUUUCGCGAUUGCCGUGCAGUUCUUGGAAGUCGUGGAGGUGCAGCCGCAGAUGCCGGAUCGCUUCCAGUGCCACGGUGAGGCGUGGGUGUUUGGUCAGACCAACUGCAUCGUCCCGGUGCACGGCAGCGUCUCCGUCUUUGACAACAAGCCGUACCGAUCCCCGGUUCUCGUGGAUCGCGAGAAGCUCGUGUGGGCAGAUGCAAACAGCAGCAGCAGCUGCGGCUACUUCAUUGUGCACAAGUAUGACAGACUGCGCGUUAUGCUCUUUGAGACGGCGUCCGUCGGCGUGGCAGACUUGGACCUACUUUCCAUGGGCGCCUUGUGGGCCGGGAAGGACAACGUGCGAGACGGCACUCUCGCAGAUCGAUUCAACCCCGUUGAGUGCAAUGUGCGACUUGAAGGCGGUGCCAACGACGCCGGCAGCGGCGGGGUGGUCUACAGUGCGGAGGUGCGGCUGCGCGUGUCGCGGGUGCCACUCAACGCGGCGAUGAAGAAGCUGCAACAGCAGGCGGACAAGAUCAACGCGCAGCGCAGGAAUGUACAAAAGCUGGAGAAUCGGUACGAUGAGCGGUAUUACAACAAGCAGUACAAGCCUUGCACCGUCAUGUGA